Cheilinus undulatus (humphead wrasse) is the source of this 10697-nucleotide messenger RNA. RefSeq names its product islet cell autoantigen 1-like (gene ical1). The coding region runs from base 147 to 1862 and encodes 571 amino acids. The transcript is spliced from 16 exons. Gene Ontology annotation, biological process: regulation of transport. The record is from RefSeq and is a predicted model, not a curated record. Gene Ontology annotation, molecular function: protein domain specific binding. Gene Ontology annotation, cellular component: Golgi apparatus. NCBI's taxonomy places the organism in Eukaryota, Metazoa, Chordata, Actinopteri, Labriformes, Labridae.
UUACGGAGCUGCGCUACAUAGAUGCUUGGACAGCUGGACAGAGACAAACGACAGGCAUCAUUUGCUGUAACUGAACACCUGCUCGGCAGCCAGCUGGCUCUCUCUUGUCCUGACUGCUGGAAGUCGCAGAAAAAGGCUCACAUCCAAUGAUGGACAGCUUCACAGGGGACAUGCUGAGCGGCGGCCGGGCCCUGCUCGGCGAGGACAGCUCGGUGAUGGCUCGCAUGCAGAAGAAGUUCUGGAAGACGAAGCAGGUCUUCAUCAAAGCCACCGGGAAGAAGGAGGACGAGUACGUGGUGGCCUCAGACGCUGAUCUGGAUGCAAAACUAGAGUUUUUCCGCUCGGUUCAGUACACGUGCACAGAGCUGCUGAAGGUGAUCGAGAAGUACCAGUACAGGAUCACACGCUUGUCCCAGGAAGAAAACGAGCUCGGCCUGUUCCUGCGUUUCCAGGCUGAACACGACCGCACAAAGGCCGGCAACAUGAUGGACGCCACCAGCAAGGCCCUGUGCACAUCUGCCAAGCAGAGGAUGGCCCUUUGCACUCCACUCCACCGUUUGCACCAAGAAGUAGAGACGUUCCGGCGGCGUGCCAUCGCAGACACGCUGCUGACCGUCACUCGUAUGGAGAAAGCUCGCACAGAGUACAGAGGAGCUCUGCUGUGGAUGAAAGACGUCUCACAAGAGCUCGACCCGGACACGUACAAACAGCUGGAGAAGUUCCGCAAGGUCCAAGCCCAGGUCAGAGGGACGAAGGGCCAGUUUGAGAAGCUAAAGAACGACGUUUGUCAGAAGGUGGACAUGCUGGGAGCGAGCCGCUGUAACAUGCUGUCCCACUCCCUCUGUACCUAUCAGACGACUCUGCUGCAGUUCUGGGAAAAGACUGCACACGCCAUGUCAGGGAUCCACGAGGCCUUCAAGGGACACGUAACGUACCAGUUCACCACACUCAAGGACCUUCGAGACCCACUGGAGGAAAUAUCAGACUCACAGAAAAAGGAGGAGAGGAGAGAGAAGUCCCUACAGAGCAACACAGACAGUCUGGUGUCCUUGGAUGACGACAAGCCAUCAGGAAUUGCCUCUGACACAGAUCCCACCCACAGCAGUGACUUACAGAGCCAAACAAGAGACAGUGUGCACCCAAACACAACCAAACCCACUACUCCAGCUCUUCAAGACCUCAGAGGACUGUCGCUAAGCUCUGACGACGACCUGUUGCUCAUGGCAUGUGACGAGCCUCAGCCGUCAGCCCCAGCAGACGUCCCUCUCCGGCCCCUGCUCUUGCCUUCACUUCAGGGUGGUGACUCCAGUCAGCCCUGGGACUUUGGGGGCUUUCAGUCCAGUCUCUCACAGCAGACUGCAACCGGUGGUCCGCCCCCACUUGCCACAACAGGCCUGAGACCAGAGGAGGAAGACGCAGAAAGAGGCGACAUGGCGUUCCUCAAAGACCUCCUCAGCCCGGGCCCUGGGGCCAGCGACGAGUUCAGCAGAGAGUGGCAGGACGCCUUCGGGAUGUUUGAACCGCCUGCUGCUGCUCCAUCAAGCACAGGAGCGGCGAGUAGUGCGCCGGCAGCCCGUCUACCUUCAAACCCCCCCAGCCCCACGGGCUUCCUGCCAUCCCAGCUGCUCGAUCACAGCCUGAGCUCUACAGGAUGGUCAACCCCACCUAUGUUCCAAGCCCCGCCCCUGCAGCCUCCUCCUGCUCAGAACCAAUCAGCUCCUUCUGCUCCGAGCUCAGCAGCUGAUGCUGCUCCAGCCGGAUCAAAAGACAUGUCGGCCUGGUUCAACCUGUUUGCAGACCUGGACCCUCUCUCCAACCCUGAUGCCAUUGGACGCUCUGCUGACGAGCUGCUCAAUGCUUAAAGCUCUCUGUGUGGGUGCGUGUUUGUGAGCGUGCAGCGCUGUGUGAGUUCCCUCUUAGACUCCGGAUGUCACAAAGUUCUCAUGUCAACGACCAAGUAACAAAACACACCUUAACGGUUAAAUAAAUACAGUUUUCUCCAGCAUCUGCUAGCAGGAGAGACGUGUGUACACAUCCACACUAAUAUUUGUCCAACACUGUCAGAUUAUUAUUUCACACUGGACUGUUAACACUACACAUGAAACCAUAUAUGCACUCAGCAGACCUUGUGUGGUUUGUGUUACUGUUUAUAUUCUCUCAUGUGCAGGGAACAUUUUGAUUACUGGCUUAUUUUAGAUGGUGGUGUGUGUUUUUUUUCAUGUUAGCAUUGUGUGGGCGUGUGCCAGUUUGCCGUGUAUGCACAAAAAAGGGACCCAGGAUGUAAGAAAAAUAAAUCUAUCUAGUGCUUUAUGAUGUUCAAACACGGAGGCACAUGAUUGUCACGUAUGGAUGAAGAUUACAUACUGAACACUACAUAUGUGUGAGGUAAGAGGAGCCCGUCACUGGGCCUGUAUUUGCACUCAGCAGCAGAAGAAGAUGAAGAGACAUCAUGAGGCUGUAUCACAAAGCAAGUCAAGUGUUAUACUGCUAAUGCUGGAUUUAAAUGACAAACAGGGGACACUGCUUUCUUGCUACUUCUUCCUGUUAUGCUUCAAUUGAAUAGAAGAGGGACAAAGAAAUGUAAACAAACAUAUUUGAUAGCCUAAAAGCUAAUGUUAGACAACAGCUAACAUUAGCUAGAGCUAGCUAGCUAGCUGGCUAGCUAAAGUUGUUUGAUAGAGUUGUAUGAUGUGGUAAAUAAAUCAUUUUUAAAUAUAAACCCUUAUCUUUUUUGUUUAAAUUAUGGAAUUUUAAAAUACACUCAACUUACCCUAAAACUGUAAGUUAACAAUUAGCUAGUUGCUUAUGCUAGCUACUUCAAGCCUGCUUCAAAUAUGUAAGCAGGCUUGAAGUAAAAAAAAAUUCCACCCUGUCUUGCACACAUCAGGAAAUAAAAGCAAACUCAACCUUUCCUUACAUUAAUGUUAGCUAGAAAGUAUAUAAAUGCUAACAUUGCCCAUUGACAUGGAAGGUAAUAGGCAACAUGCUUUCAAAUAUGGUGUUUUACAUUCAAAUAUGCUAACAGGCUAGUAUUGAUUUCUUCUUCUCACACACUUAAGUGUAAAUCGUAAAAAUACAACAAAAACUAAACUGUUGCUGACACAGAUGUUAGCAAGAGAGUCCAAAUGCUAAUGCUAACUGUUAAAUGCAAGUUUGUAGAUGUUCAGUUGUGGUAAUUUAUGUUAAUAUCUGCUAACGGGCAUGCUGCUAUAAUUUUUUUUUACCCUAUCUUGAACACCUCAAUGUAAAUCAUGAAAUUCAAGCAAACUUAACCUUUCAAAACAUGAAAGAUGGAUAAAAGAAUGUAAAUGCUAACAUUGGCUGUUUAAAUGGAAGCUAAUAAACUUUAAGUUAUGUUGUUUUAUGAGCAAAUUUGCCUACAAGCCUGUGUUAUUAUAAUCUCUUGAAUACCUUGGUCACCUAAAUGCAAAUUAUGGAAUAAAACAAACAUAUAAAUGAUAGCUACAAAGUAGGCAAAUGCUAAUGUUAGCUAAUGAAAUUGCAGCUAAUGGGAUAUCAAGCUUGUAGUGAUAUUUCUUUAUACCUAAUUUUUGGGCAGUUAAAUGUAGUUAAUGGCAUUAAAACAUACUCUUUUCUUAUAUACAUGUUAGCUAGAGAGUAGAUGAAGACUAAUAUUAGCUGUUGGGAAUUUGCAGCUAACUGGCUUUUAAAUAUAGUCUUGUAUUCAAAUAUGCUAUCAAGCUUGUAGUUUUUUACUUCUUGGACACUUAAAUUUAAACAAAGGAACUGCAACGAAUUUAACCUUUCCUAACAUAAAUGUUAGCUAGAAAGUAUGUAAACGCUAACAUUGGCCAUUGAAAUGUAAGCUAAUUGUCUACUGGCUUGUUAUGAAUUCAAAUAUUCUGACAGACUAGUAUUGAUAUUUUUUUACAUACUUCAAUGUUAAAUCAGAACAAACUUCAACCAUUUGUAGCACAAACGUUAGCUAGAGAGUAUGUAAAUGCUAAUGUUAGCUGUUGAAAUGGAAGCUAAUUGGCGUUUUAUGUUAAAAAUGCUAACUGGCUUGUAGUGUUAUUUUUUUUACACCCAGUCUCGGACACUUGGAUGUAAAUAAAGGAGUUCAAAACAGCACCUUUCCUUACAUAAGUGUUUGCUAAAAAGUAGAUAAAUGCUAGUUUAAGCUAUUGAGUAAAUACAGCUAACAGGCUUUCAAAUAUGCUAACAUUUAUGCUAAAAGGCUUGCACCAUGCCAAUUGAGUUAAUUAAUCUGCCAUUAGUGAUAUGAUGUGACUUGAUAAAUGUUAGUAAAAGCAUUUAAAAUGUAACUAAAAAUCCUGACUAAGCUUUGUUUCUGCUGCAGUAAGAGCUUUAUAAGCACCAAAUGUCAUUUUGGAUUAUCUGUGCAAAGAUUUAAAUGCCAGCUGUAUUUAAAAAAGGCUAAUUAUUCCUGCAUAAUCCCCUACUACAGCUUCAUGUUUUUAGUCAUGGGAUUUAACAGCAUAUAAAGCACUACAACUUAUUUCUUGAUGCUGUUUAGGCUUGCUUUGUGAUACAGACUCUGAAUCUUGAAUGUGACGCUCUUAUAUAGUCACUGGAUGGAGAUUACUUGAUUUCUUUUGGGGGUUAAAUCUAAAGGCAACUGUGAGUGUCAUAUUAUUGACUUGUUAAAUAACAGGCACACUGGAAACCCACAAUGUCCAAACGCCUCCUUCUUUAUAUCAUACUUUUCUUUCUGAAUGUGUAAAAAAAUCGAAUGAAUCAUCAUUCCUGUGUGUCAUUCCAGUUUCACAAAAGUCCAAUGCCAAGGAAAAUAGGUGAAGGAUGGACUUUCAAAGGAAGUUUAAAUAUAGGACGGAUUAUAUUACUGUACUACUGCUUCUGCUUAUGUUUGUGCAGCACACUGAAAAGUAACACUGUAAAGGAACACUAAAAUAUCUAUUUUUGCCUCUGUGUGUUGUGUAUUUAGAGAAUUCCCAGAUGGAUUUUGGAACUAUAUUAUUGUUAUACGGGGAAAGAAUCAACACUGGAGAACUGUUACCAUGUCGGGGAAUGGAUUUUAUUCCUACUGAUAUUUCAAAAGGGAAAUAAACAAGGACUGAUGCUUUUGAAUGCUAAGUUUGAGUGUAAGGAUGUGUAGUGAAGAGAUUUCUGAAUGUGAAAUGUUAAGAUGUGAAUAUGACUCCCAUGUGCACUAACUGAAACCAAAUCACUGGAUAUGACUAGGGAUGUAAUGACUCCUCGUGGUACAAUCACAAAUAAACACACAUAAAGGACCAUUUCAAUUAAUUUGGCAUAAUUGUCUUUUAAGCAGCAGAGGGCACUGUCUGCCUCUGGUUUCUCUUGUAUCAUGAGUUUGGUGAAUCGCCACAUCCCUAGCUAUAACCUUUGUGUGCCUGUGAAAAUUAAUGGAGCUAAGGUAAUCACAGUGCAUCAUGGGAUUUUUUUCUUUUCUGUCCAAAACGGCAAACUACUGUUACCACUUAAUAAUAUAAUCAUUAUGAAAAUAUGUGGUUUUUGGACACAGCCUAAAAACUUGUGAAAAUCUUAGGUAACACUUUAUUUUAGUUUACCUAGUAAUUUUAUAGUAAUAAGCACUAAUUAUCUAGGGAUUUCACAAGAAUAUGGUGGUAAUUACCUAGUAGUAAUUUUACCAAUUACUAACUCAUAAAUAUAGCAUGUAAAGAAAGUAUGUACCUAGUAAUAAUGUAUUGAUUAUCAAGUAAUUUCUUGCAAUAUUGUGGCAAUUUCUGGGAAUUGUGUGGUAUUUUACUCUAUCCACAACCUGGACCCUGGCUCUAACCAUAACCCUAACCCUUAAGAGUACUUGAAAGUUAUUCAUGAAAGACUUACUUUAAUUUAGGGGCCAAAAUAAAGAAACAACCUGGGAAUUAUUAAGCAACGUAUAUAGAAAAUUAUCUUAUUUCUUAUAAAUUACUAGUAAAAUACCACCUAAUUAUGAGAGAAUUGCCACAUAAUUACAAGGGUAUAGGUUAAGGUUAGGGUUACAGUUAAAUAACACCUUAUUACAUGAAAACUGCCACAAUAUUACCAAUAUUAUUGAAAGUUAGGGUUAGAUUAGAACCACCACCUAAUUAUUAGAGAACUGCUACAAUGUUAUCAGGGUUUGGGUAAAAUACCAACUUAUUACUUAAAAAUUAUCACAAUAUUACCAGGGUUAGGGUUAGAUCAAAAUACCUCCUAAUUACUAGAGAAUUACAACAAUAUUAUGAGAGUUACGGUAAAAUACCACCUCAGUACUCAAGAAUUGCCACAAUAUUAUGAACGUUUGGGUUAGGUUAAAAUACCAACUAAUUACUAGAGAACUGCGCCAAUAUUACGAGGGUUACGGUAAAAUAAACACCAUAUUACUUGAGAAUUGAUACAGGAUUAUCAGGGUUCUGGAAAAAUACCAACUAAUUACUUAAAAAUUGCCACAGUAUUAUGAGGUUUAUGGUAAAAUACCAUCUUAUUACUUUAGAGUUGCCCCAAUAUUACGAGGGCUACGGUAAAAUACCACCUUAUUAUUUGAGAAUUGCCCCAAUAUUAUGAGGGUUACGGUAAAAUAUCACCUUAUUACUUGAGAAUUGCCCCAAUAUCAUGAGGGUUACGGUAAAAUACCACCUUACUAUUUGAGAAUUGCCCCAAUAUUAUGAGGGUUACGGUAAAAUACCACCGUAUUAUUUGAGAAUUGCCCCAAUAUUAUGAGGGUUUCGGUAAAAUACCACCUUAUUACUUAAUAACUGCCCCAAUAUCACGAGGGUUACGGUAAAAUACCACCUUAUUAUUUGAGAAUUGCCCCAACAUCAUGAGGGUUACGGUAAAAUACCAUCUUGUUACUUGAGAAUUGCCACAGUAUUAUCAGGGCUUGGGUAAAAUAAUAACUACUUAGUAAAAACAUUGCCACAAUAUUAUGAGGGUUACGGUAAAAUACUGGCUAAUUACUGGAGAACUGCUACAAUUUUACAUUUAAUUACCUGAUAAUUAAUACACUAUUACUUGAUAAAUACUUGUUAAAAUGCCACCUUAUUACUGGUAAUUACCACCUUAUCGUUGAGAAAUUACUAGAUAAAUACACUUUAACCUAUAACAUUUCUAGGUAGUUAAGGCCCUCUAAAAUAAAGUGCUACCAACUCUUCUUAUACAUGUUGCACAUAUCUCGGCUUUUAGUGGGUUAAAAACCCAAAAUACACAUGUAUGGUUUCUUUUUCUUGUUUUUUAAUGUGACAUUAGGACUUUUAUUGUGAAAGCAGAAACUACUGGCCUAAGAGCAGUAAUGUUUGUAUUACACUCUUUAUUUACACACUUUAAAAGAAGAAUGUAUCAUUAAUCAGUCACAAACGCUUGAUUUAAUUCAACUAUGCCUUUUUAUUUCACUUGAGGGGUAUAACAGAUGAAAAGUCGGCAGUUCUGUUUCCAAUAAACUGGACAAGCAAACAAACAGUUGUGUUGUUUUGUUUUGAGCCUCAUUCCAAAAUGCUAAAAUCAUCCAUUUGGAGGAAAAAAAACUCAGUAUCUGAAACAAAUCUGUAUGAAUCUACUCUUUAGUUGUAAACAGACGUCUAAAAACGACAAAGAACAUGUCGCUCUCUGUGUGUGAUUGUUUUUCAGCAAGUGGAACAGAACUUUUUGUCUUUAGAAGCAUGCCAAAUCAGGUCUCUGGAUAAAUGACAUCCACUCUUCUCUCUACUUCUACUCUGCUACAGGUUCACAUCGGUCACAUGUCUUCGUGUGAGGAGGCUACAUAGAUAGCAGCUGUUGGUUUGCUCUCUUUAAAGUAGACUUGUUAGUGUGCGCUGAGGAGUUAGUAUAUCUUUUCUCUUUACUACAACCUGAGAUGGACGAUGUAAUCUAUUCUGGAUUAAAACUCUCUGCAGACCCAAUAACACUCCUGAUAAAUAAAUACAUUAUUAUUCACAAGAAUGAGACAUGUAGUAAUUCACAGUACUCAGCGGAGAGAAAGCAGGAGGAGGAGGAAAUAGGGGCUAUAUGGUACAAUUGUUAACUCAUUCAGAUACAUAUCUUUGUCAGCCGAUAAUACAAACACAGUGUGCCUCUAUAUUUACACAUCCAGUACAUUCCUAUCCCACCGUAGCAGGCACAGUCAAGUAGUAGUGACAUAUACAGGAGGACGGGCCGAGGCAUGGAGAGGAAGGUGACCAAUACACUGCACUCUGCUCUAUUUCUAUGCCUUCAUUUACGUAGGACAGUGGAUUUAGCUGAGAGAGUAGGGAAUGACACUCAAGAAAGGAGCUAUUUUUUUGGAUUUUAAUCCAAUUUCUACAAAGACGAGAAUUGUCAAAAUAUUUAAGGCAGUGAUUCUCUUUAUUUCAUGUUGAUUUUGAGGUCCUAUAUUCAAAAGACACCUUUCCGAGGCUGUAGUUUCUGAUUCUGACAGCCAAAAGAAGCUGAAGUCAUGCCAGAUUGCCAAACUGUAAAUAUACACGAUAGCACCCUCUGCUGUUUAAAAAGGGGCAUUGCAAUAUAUAUUUUUUGUCAGGUUGAUUUGAAUCGUCCAUGAUUGUUUCAACUUUUUACAUAUUCCCUGUCAAUUAACAGCACUUUUUAUGAUAGUUUUCGACAAGAAAAAGCAUUUAAAUUUUGUUCAAUUUUUUUUUAGCUGAAAGCCAUACUUCAAGAGCUAAAAAGGUGAAGCAAAUAAGUCAGCUUAUAAGUAAAGGAGCUUAAGCGAGCUUAAGCUGCAAAGAUAGCAAUAUUUCACUUUGGAUAAACUUUUAAUGAUACUUCAAAUUUAGCUUACAACUGGGAUUUUCCAUUAAAAACACACCUUAACCUCCUACCAGGAUAUUACAUUUUGGUUUUCCUACAACACAGUAAUUAUUCCUGCCGGUAGAAUUUAUGAGAUAAUUCUCGUGAAUGCCCACUAAUGUUAAAGUCAUUAGCGUGCAAUGUUGCGAGAAUUUAAAGUACACUUGUCAGGAAUUUUCUUGGAUAUAACUACAUUUAGGAGAAUUUCAGUUGGAGAUUUGUGGGAUAUUGCUUUAAAUUGUGUUUUUAUUUAUUUUCAUUUUUUUGUAUUUUCAUGUGAAAUUAAGGAUAAUUUUUUGGAUGUUUUCGUGAAUUUCUUUUGGAAAUUUUUAUAAAUUUAGGGAAUCUUUUUUCAUAAUUUGUUUAAAAUGUUGGUAGAAUUUGCUAAGAAAUUCUCAGGAUUUUUUUAUGAAUAUUUCAGAAUUAUAAUUGUUUAUUUUGGAGCUUUCAGGGGAAGGUUGGGGGGAAAUUUACUUUGAUUUUUUUUUUCAUAUUUGCAUAGGAAACUUGUGUGGAAAUUUUUAGGCAUUUUCAUAUAAAUUUGGGACUUAUUUUUGAAAUUUUUUGGAGAAUUUUCUUUGAAAAUCUUAUGAAAUCUUUUACUAUAAUUUGGAGGGAUUUGAUUGGGAAUAGGGGCAGGGCGUCCUAUGAAAUUUUCAGGAAUUUUCUUGGAUAUGAUUGUAUAUUUUUUAGGGUUUCAGGGGGAGACUUGGAGGAGAUUUACUCUGUUUUUUUAUAUUUUGUAUUUUCAUGGGUAAUUCUGGAAAUUUGUUUGGAUGUUUUGGGGAGUUUGGAAAUUUUCUGGCAUUUUCAUGUAAAUUUGGAUUAUUCUUUUUGUAAUUUCUUUGAAAUGUUGGGAGAAUUUGUAACGAAAUUCUAAGGAUUUUUUGGGAGAUUUUCAGGGGAAGUGGGAGGGGUUGCUUUGAAUUUUUUGGUAUUUUCAUAGGAAAUUUGGGUAAUCUUAUUGUAUUUUUGGGCGAACUUUCUCUGAAAUUCUUGUGACUUUUGGUUUGGUUUUGGGGAAUUUCAUUGGGAAUGGGGGCAGGGGUGUCCUUUGACAUUUUCAUGGAAUUUGUUUGGAUUUUGAGGAGUGAUAACAAAUUCCCCCUAAAAUUUGCUGGAAAAUGUUCAAAUUUACAGACAGUUUGGGGACGUCCUUAUGGGAAUGUUUAAGUUUCACUGAAACCUUUUGGGAAUAUUUUAAGAAAUUCGGGGGCACUUACUAUGGUAGACAUUUUACAAAUAUGUUGAAGAAUUUUCACAGAAAUUCUUAUGCAAUUUCUUUGAAAUUUUAGGGAAUUUUGUGUGGAAUUUUGAAAGGAAAAAUUUUCCAAAAUUCAAAGACAAAAAUUCAACAGAAUUCGAACAAAUGCUCAGGUCUUGGGAGGUUAAAGGCAGCAGGAUGAACCCAGAAAAGUUAGCUUAUAAGCAAUGAAGCUAAGAGACACUAAAAUUCUCUGAAGGGGCUGCGAAGUUGGCGAUAUUUCUUGGCGAAACUUAAAAUUCAUUUAAAGCUACUGUGAGUACUUUAUGGUUAUGUUGAUUUUGGUGCCCCCUGUGGGCAAAAGUGGAAAAAUAUAUCUCUUUGCUUACCUUUUCCAAACAUGUUCUGCCCAAAGAAGGUAAUUUUUUGUUGUAAAUGUCAAAAAUGCAAUCUAAAAUAAAUCUUUGUAAUGGAAAGACUGCUAAUUACCUUGUUUGACACUUAGCCCACAGCGAGACUGGCAGUCAUAUCGAUCAACUUUCUAAAAGUCAAUCUUUUCACUAUCAUCAUUAUUAUUUGCUUUAAUAGCUAAGACACAUUAGUUUUCAUUUCAGUCUGUUUCAUAACCAGAAAAAACACCACACAGGAGCUUUAAAUCCAAACAAAUGGAGAGAAAUGAUGUGAUUUUGAACCAAAAUUUAGAGCCUAAGAUGCUUUUCUUUGCAUUUAAAAGAGUAGGCAGAUUGGAUUUAAUUGUAGACCUGGA